Messenger RNA from Alosa sapidissima (American shad), 2701 nucleotides. It is a transcript of the gene ostm1, whose product is annotated as osteoclastogenesis associated transmembrane protein 1. Lineage: Eukaryota; Metazoa; Chordata; Actinopteri; Clupeiformes; Clupeidae. The record is from RefSeq and is a predicted model, not a curated record. The transcript is spliced from 6 exons. Gene Ontology annotation, cellular component: cytosol. Bases 39 to 1040 code for a protein of 333 amino acids.
AGCACACCACAGAGAAACAGGAAGUUGUGUUUUGGUGUAUGGUUUGGAAGAGCGUUAUCAACACUGUUUAUGAGUGUCUAUCAGCGCUUCACACCUGUCUGAAAAUGGGUUACUUGACGUUAGUCUUGGCAUUUUUUGUUUUAGGAAUCGUUCAGAUAUCAACCACGAAGGGAGACACUUCUAUGACAGGACCUGAAGUAAGCGGAGAGGAUGAUUUCAUGUCAAAGUCAGCCGCGCAUUUUGUUUUGCCUGUCUCCUCAGCUUCCGAAGCGCACAAGUCCGGUUAUUUCUUCUCUCUCAGCCUGUCGUCUUCCUUUCCCGAAGAUCUGGAGGUCAGCGACUACUGUCUGACUCUUCUACGUAUCUUUGGCGAGAGAUAUGUAACUUACGUUAACUGCUCUGUGUCUUAUGCGCGUCCUGUCAAAAUGUGCGAGAAAUGUUACAUAAACUACAGCGACCUAAAGGACAUUUUCAAUAACAUCUCAUCUGGCACGGGUUCAGGGAAUGAGAGUUGCUAUAACAGUCUUGUUCGCUCAGACCGGCUGAUGCUGGUCUACAUGCUCUACAGCAGCCUAAAGGACAUCUGGUCAGUGGCCUCAUGUUCAAAUUGUCUCAUGAAGCCGAACGAGACUGCUCUGAGUAACGAUACGCUGUAUUUCCUCACUCUUCUCAACGUGUCAUUCAGCUGCUUCGAGACACACCAACAGGGGAAUCACUCAGAGCUUUGUAAAGAAUGCAAAGCACCCUACCAGCGCCUAAGUGAACUUUACAGCGGAAUGGAGAAGAAUCACACACUCUGCAUUGACCUUGAGGAUGCAAUGAACGUGACUCGGCGCCUGUGGAGUAAGAAGUACGAAUGCUCGUUCCCACUUGAGGAGAAUGUGCCGGUCAUCGCCGUGUCGGGCUUCAUGCUCUUCCUGCCCAUCAUCUUCUACUUGAGCAGCUUCCUGCACUCGGAACAAAAGAAACGCAAACUCAUACACCCUAAGAGAGCGAAGUCCAACCACAGUCUCAUGAACAUCCAAGACAAGUUCAGCUGAGCUGCAGACACAGAAGGAGGACAAGGGGGGGGAACUGGGGUUCUAAAUGAGGUCACAAUGCUACUGAUUGGUUCUGGUCACUGAUUGGUUGUUGUUGAUGGUACUGGUGAUUGGUGGAUGUUUGUUCAGGCAAUCUCAUGCUCAGGAGAGACCUUUUCAUAGUGUGUGAAGGGUGGACUGCACAGCAAGCUGGCCUCCUUUAAGAACAGUCUAAGAAGGGUUUAAGAGAGUUCGAGAGACUGGCUAGCUGUGCUGGACUGUCCCACACACAGUACUCCUCAUAAUGCCCUCUUGAGUCUUCAGUUUAAAAGACUAAGUGGACCCCUUCUAACUUUGUGUAUAAAUGCACAGGCUUUCUAUGCUUUUGAACAUUUUCGAUUGGAGUUUGGUUUGGUUCAAGAGUGAUGAAAUAUAAAAGCAACUUCAACACUCUUGCUUUCACUGCUCUGAAGGUUAGAUUAAUGCAAGAGAAAUAUUUAUUUAUGACUCCUGUCUCCUGUCCUUCAGGGAGUGACCACAGGAUAAAUACAUUGUAUGUAUUUAUCAUCUCAUCUCAACUGCUGUUUGAUGAGAUGAGAGUGGGGAAACAUAUUGUGCUACAUUUCACAAAUUCUUUACUUCUGUUUCCAUAUUUAUGAAUCAUAAUUUUUGCAUUUACUGCUGUUUGUUUUCCUGCUUUAUUAUUUUGUCUGUGUGUGUGUAUGUUUGUAGUUGUUGUUGAUGAUGAUGAGACAUGAAAUUAAAGGUUUUGAGACAUUUUUGAUAUUAUUUUGGGUCAGUAAGAGAGAAGUCAUUGGAAGUAUACUCUUCAAAGCCCUGUUGCUUCAGUCAGGUUUGAAGUAUAUAUGAUCCAUUUGAUCUGUGUGUCUUUUUUUUUUUUUUUUGUCCCGAUGUUUGUUUCCGGUCCAGUGUAUAAAAGAACAGAGUUAAGAUCACCUAUUCCAUCUCCACACUCUCUCAUGUCCAUUAGUGGGUCCCAUUAAUAGCAACCCCCUCUGAGGAGGUCAAAGAUGGUUUAUGGAGAGAGGGAUAGAGUAGAGAGAGAGAGAGAGAGAGUGGGGGGGGGGGGUGAAAUACAGAGGAACAGAGCGGGAGAAAGACUAGAGAAAUGGAAUGAGUGUGGAUAUGGAGAGGUUAUGGAGGUAGGGAAGGAUGAGAGCGAGAGAGAGAGAGCGCUGAUUCGACAUCCACACCACUUUUCUUCAUACUACCUCUUAACCCUGCUGUUCGAUUUUGUGUGUGUGUGUGGGGGGGGGGGGGGGGGGGUCUGACUGUGAGCUGAUGUUUUUCAAUUUGAUCCGCAUUUUCUCCUUGCCUCAACAUUCACCAGCAGGAAUAGCAAGGUGUGCUGUGACCAUGUUUACAACAAACAAUCUUUUUUUUUUUUUAAGUUUAAUUAUGAUUUCGCCUUAUAUGCUGUUUACUUAUUUCUUUAUUGCACUUUUUUUUAAAAAAUAUGGAAGUUCCUAGUGUAAAGCAAAACAACAUCCCAGAUUUAAACACAAAAAAUAUAAUGUAGCCAAAUAGACACCGUAUCUUUAUGUGCUAAUGCACAACAAGACUACCGAGAAAGCACUUUACACUUACUGAAUGAUUACCGGUGUAAAUAAAUUGCCAAUGUUUGUAAAUAAAUAAAACUAAUAAAGUGUGCUAUUGCAAUA